This is a messenger RNA of Salvelinus namaycush (lake trout), 4249 nucleotides long. RefSeq lists its product as uncharacterized. Gene Ontology annotation, molecular function: calcium ion binding; protein binding. Bases 129 to 2963 code for a protein of 944 amino acids. The transcript is spliced from 4 exons. NCBI's taxonomy places the organism in Eukaryota, Metazoa, Chordata, Actinopteri, Salmoniformes, Salmonidae. The record is from RefSeq and is a predicted model, not a curated record.
CAGAGUGGGUCAGACAUGGAGUGAGGGGAGCGACGCACGUUUCAAAUUGUUUUCUUAUCUUAUUGACGACGUUCAAAAAGAGCAUCCACACCAAAUACCAGAGCCACAGGGAGAUAAACAAAUGCAAAAUGGCAUUCUCCAGAGCAGUGCUGUUGUUAUUGGUGUACUCGUUAUCACUACAUGACACAGUAAGAGGUGUCGCAGAGAUAUGCCGGGGGACGCACUGCCACGGUGGCGAGACUGGGGAUCCCAGACCCUGCGUCGGAGCCCACUGCCUGGGGGGUAGAUCAUCCAGACCACCGCGGCAAUAUAAUCCAACAACACAGGGCAGAUCGGGACAGACAGUCCACAGCCAGCAUCAUGUGUACCACAGCUCUCAGUCAAGAGGAGACACCACAGACACGUAUGUUGUUCAACCACAGCGCGGUAGGCACAGUGACAGCGCUAGGGAAAGCGCAAGGAUGCAAACGUAUGACGUUUUCGGUUCAGGAUGUACUGGAGCGGAUUGCGUUACUCCUCAGAAACAGCUCCAGGCUUUUAACGACACCAGAGACUGUAAAGGGAUCGAAUGUAAAUUACCACUAAGGAUACGGCCGAAGCCCCGUCCAAAGGAUUGUGUGGGAGAAGGCUGUCUGGCUGAUGAUGCCGCAGCUUCCAGCCAGCCUUCCCCUGUCCAUAUGCCGGACAGAGCUGCUCAGUUUCUGGGAGAAUUUCCAGAGUUUGGAUAUCCUGCAUCUGAACUUGGCAGUGCGCCUUUGGGAGUGCAGCUCACAUGUGACAUUAAACCAGGGGAGAACGAGGUGCCUUCAGAGGAUGCCCUCAUCUUACACCUCCAACUGGCUAAGGGGCAGGAGAAGCUGGUAGAGGCCCUUCAGGCUCAGCAGACGAUCAUCCGCGACCUGCAGCAAAAGCUAGCCGAACAGCAGGGGGCACUGUUGGCCCAGCAGCGGGAGAUCCUGGAGCAGCAGCGGCGCAUGUACCAGCAGAUGGACGUGGUCAAGGCACAGUACGGCCUGCUCUCUGACACCGUCAAACAGGUGUCCUUCCAAGGCCUCCAAGGGGAGCUCCAGAGCUACUUCGAGAGCCACCUGGCAGGCCUCCAGAGCCAGGCUCGGAGCCACCUGCAGAAGUCCUAUGCCGUUCGCAAGGACAUGCACAUGGAUGUAGAUGCUAAGUUGAUGGAUGUGGUCGGGGAAGCCCACCUUCCGCACCCCCUGCUGGGGUGUGGCGCCCCGUGUGGACCGGAGGAUUACUGUGACUUCCAGAGGGAGCCGCCGCAGUGUGAGAAGUGUACCAUGUGCCCACCUGGUUUCUUCCUGGUCUCCCAGUGCUCUCCCAAUGCAGACAGAAUAUGCCAGGACAGAGACGAAUGCCUUGAAUUACCAAACCUAUGUGAACAGGGAGUGAAGUGCCUCAACACUCCAGGAGGGUUCAGAUGCCUGGGCAUGUCGGAAAGGGAGGCUGCUGCUGGAGUAUGUGGCCAUGACUACUUCUACAACCAGGAGCUUCCGGAGUGCCAGGCUUGUUCUGACUGCAAUGGAGAACCCAUUGCCAUCCCCUGUACACCCACCAGUGAUUCUGUCUGUGGACCCUUCACAGACAACCUGAUGUCCCAGUCCUGGGGCGCCACCGUGACCUUGCCCCCAGCCAGGGCCCCUGGCAGCCACAUCUUCCCUGGCCUCCAGCUCAAUGUGCAGAGCAAAGAAGCCAGCGACUUGCUAUCCAACCACGCCGGCCGGCUAUCCUUCCAGCAGCACGGCUUGAUGUGGCUGGACCAUAACUUUGCCCUAAAGCACAAUUGCAGGAACUUCCUCCAGGUGGGCAUGCGGCUCAACAGCAGUCAAGAGGAGGAGGGCCAUGACCUCAGUGGGGUCCGCAUUGAGCAGCCAGACGGGAAGUACUUCCAGGGAGUUAGCGUUAGUGGCAGCGCAGAGGUCGAGCCCAACCACAUGCUGACACUGUUCCUGAAGAGUCCCAACCAGCAUUGCAACCAGAGUAAGGACCUUCAUGUCUACGAACUCAACGGGCCUUCCUUCAGCAUGCUCUGGCUGUCCCACGAUACUGGAGCCGUGGCCAUGACAGCACAGAUGUCAAUGUCGGCCCACUACCAGACCAACUACCGUCCAACCUUCCGCAUCACCUCCGUCUCUGACCCUUACAUGGUGGGGUUGACCCACGACAGCCGCGGGGUGCGCUUCACAGAGAGUGGCGUGGUGAAAUUUGUCCUACAGCAAGCGCUGUACUCCAUGGGCCACACCUGCAUCCGAGAGGGCUUCUCUCUGGUGGCCUACGCCAACCGCAAUGGGACCAACCAGGAAUUGAUGCAGGCAUUCAAGUCUGGCGUCAACUACAGGGACACAUCCAUCACCCUUUCUGGGGCUGUCAGGGUGGAUAGUGGGCACUCGCUUAGUUUCGAGAUCCUAUCCCCAUCCCAGUGUAAUAUCCGCUACUUUGGAGACAGUACUGGGAUCAGUAUACUGAGCCUUAUCUGGAUCCCUUCAGCUGUCUCCUCUGCUCUGACUGCCACAGUGUCCAGGACAGGCCUUCCCUCUGGAGUCGUCCGCAACAAAGCCCUCCUCUUCCAGCAGGUCAGCCCAGAAUCAGACCAAGUGCGCUUGGCCCGUUCUGGGGAACCCAACGCCCAAAAGAACUUUGUCUUCCGGGGGGAUGGGACAGCUAACGUGGCCCUCAACCUGAAGCUGAUCCAUUCGUGUAACGUGGUGAAGCUCACCCUGCACCGGCAGGGGGGCAGCGGGGAGGGUGGACAGGCUACACCCGUGGCCCAGCAGAUGUCUGGGCACAUGCCCGAGGGCAGCGAGUGGGCCAACGUGGGCCUGAGGGCCUCCUUCCAGGUCCAGAACGGUACAGCCAUCUAUGUGACACUGGACUGCGUACGUGGUCGUGUUAACCAGAUCACCCACAAGGGAGGCACUAACAUAUCCAUCCUCUGGGUGGCGUUGUGAUCCAAAAAGAGGAACUUUUUUGUUGUUGACUGUCACAUUUUGUCAACACGUUUUAGAAAAAAAUACGGUUUCGCACUAUUUCAAAUUACAGAGCAAAUUUGGAACCUCACUUAACUUCACAGGUGCUUCCAAGGUAGAGGAGAUUUUUUGAAAUGGAAGGUUGUGUUUUGUCUAAUGUUAACAUUUUUGUCAUGUUAAUGUUGUUUGUAUCUUAUGUCUGAUACUUUGUUGAUUCAUUGAUUAUUUUUGGAUGACAAGUACUGAUUUUGCUCGAAGUACUUCGGCUGGUUGAGCAGUGACCAAUUAUUUUGUAUGGAGUAAGCUGAAUGAUGUGUGUGUGUGUGUGUGUGUGUGUGUGUGUGUGUGUGUGUGUGUGUGUGUGUGUGUGUGUGUGUGUGUGUGUGUGUGUGUGUGUGUGUGUGUGUGUGUGUGUGUGUGUUUAUAAUGUUUGUUAUGCUUUUUAUUAUGCUAUAUCUUAUUCCAUCAAUUUCCUGCACAUGAAUAUGAAAUGUUGCCUUUCUAUGCGUGUGUAUUGCAGAGUAUUUUGAUAAAAGAGCAUUUAAAUAUUUUUAAAUGUAUUAUAUUUAACUUUCACCAAGCGGUUAUUUUUAUUUCAUAUUUUCAAUAACUUAUUCUGAAUUUUAUGUCACUUAAAAUAAUAGUAGUGUAAAAUUGGAAAAAAUUUGUGUCGAUAUACUAUUGGAAACAAUACCUUACUUCAUAACCAGAAUUGUACUUCAAUCUCUUUUGAUAAAACAAACAAACAAUCACAGUUGUGUCAAUACUGUACUUCUAGGAUACAUGUAUGUCAAACAAUAGAAUUAUGUUACAAAUAUUUAUGUGACCAUGGAACUACAGUAUAAGUGUAGUAUACAUUACAUUUACUUAUAUAAAUGGUGUAGGGAAAGUUUAUCCUCAGAUUAUUAUAAUUUUUACAUUUGAUAGUUCACACAAAUCAGGUUUUAUGUAGCAACAAUAUGUUAACCGUUAACUACAUAAUGUAUGUUAUGCUUUAGCCUCAAUACUCUUGGCCCUGUGGAAGUGCUGCCUAUGCAUAGCAUUCUUAAUUGCCUUUGUGCAUGUUCUGUCCCCCAAACAAUUAGACACAAUGAAGUGUUUCAGCGAUUUGGCAGCGAAGCAAAGCGGUCGGUCACUGAAAUACUUCUGCUUUAUUUUCACUUCGCUAUGCAAUGCUUGGUGAUUUGUUUUACUUCACAUGUAUUGUAGAACAACAAUGAGUGUAUAAUUUUUUUCAAAGCCAAAUAAAAUUCACAAAUAUUUUGUAA